UUGUAAAAGCAGUUAGCAGUUGCGGCAGAGCUGCCUGUUGAGUCAUCACAUCCAGUGUGUACUUCUGGGGGUGCAGCUGCGCUGGAGUGACCCACUUCUAACACGGGGCGCCACUGAGCCUAUAACGGCGGGAAGCAAAGCCGGGAGCCCAGCCGCAGACAGGCCGCCAUGGGUGUGCAGAGCCCGGCGCUGCUUCUGUUGCUGCUGCUGGUGCCCGCGGUGCUAGGGAAGCCUGGUGAGCUGAGGAGAUUCGUGCGCCAGACUGGGGUUGAUGGGGAGUACGGGAACUCGGAGGUCCACGGCAGCUCACCUUCUCGCCUCCACCCAGGACCGCGUGAAGAAAGCCAGGCGCCAGGUGAGGAACAGCGCUCCCCGCGAGGAGCACACAGGCCGGGCAGAGGGAGGUCGCCUCAGCUCUCCCGUUCGUCCCCCACAGGCCUCAAGAACGCCACAGACAUCAAGCUCCUCUCAAUGCCGUGUGGCCACCGGAAUGACAUUCAGUCGCUGAUAGUGGGCGGGGUCGAAUCCGUGCCGGGGCGCUGGCCAUGGCAGGCCAGCCUGCGCCUGAAGAAGUCCCACCACUGCGGAGGGAGCCUUCUCAGCCACCAGUGGGUGCUCACUGCCGCACACUGCUUCAGGAAGUUCCUUGAUCCAGCAGAGUGGACAGUCCAGCUUGGGCAGCUUACUUCCAAGCCAUCUCUCUGGAACAAGAAUGCCUAUUCUAGCCGCUACAGGGUAAAGGACAUCAUUGUAAACUCCAAAGGCACAAAGAAGUUGCACGACCUCGCCCUGCUGAGGCUGGCCUCCUCAGUCACCUACAGCAAGUACAUCCAGCCCGUCUGUGUGCGGCCCUCCACCUUCACGUUCCAGCACCAGCCCAGCUGCUGGGUGACCGGCUGGGGAGCCCUUCAGGAGGAUAUGAAACCUCUGCCACCACCCUACCUCCUCCGAGAAGUACAGGUCACCGUCCUGAACACCAGCAGGUGCCAUGAACUGUACAAACUGUCUUCUCUCCCCUUCAUCAGAAAUGAUGUGAUCUGCGCUGGCGCUGAGGACGGGAGUGCGGACACCUGCAGCGGGGACUCAGGAGGACCCUUGGUCUGCGACGUGGAUGGUCUCUGGUAUCAGAUCGGAAUCGUGAGCUGGGGAAUAGGCUGUGGGCGGCCCAACCUGCCUGGGAUCUACACCAACGUGAGCCGGUACUACAACUGGAUUGAGACCACGAUGACCCUCAAUAGUGCUGUCAGCUGUGGUCUGGCCCUGCCGCUGCUGUGCCUUACUCUGCUACGGGCUCCCUGGCUUCCAAGGUCCGCCUGAGCCCAUGAAGCUGCAGCUUUGGGCCCAAAGCACCACCGCACCGCCCCACAGCCCCAGGACGUUCAGUGUAGGGUAGGCUCUUGUUGUCUUGUCUCCUUUGCCAAUAAACUUGUGCAUAUCUGAGUUGGCACUUUUCAGAACA
Messenger RNA from Psammomys obesus (fat sand rat), 1459 nucleotides. Its product is annotated as serine protease 41-like. The coding region runs from base 169 to 1317 and encodes 382 amino acids. The record is from RefSeq and is a predicted model, not a curated record. NCBI's taxonomy places the organism in Eukaryota, Metazoa, Chordata, Mammalia, Rodentia, Muridae. Gene Ontology annotation, biological process: proteolysis. Gene Ontology annotation, molecular function: serine-type endopeptidase activity. The transcript is spliced from 6 exons.